CUGUCCGCAGCGGUCAUGGGCGAGUCCGAGCCCUGGCACGGGAACUGCAUAGCCCACACCAGCCCCUGGAGCCCCUGCUCCACCAGCUGCGGCCUGGGCAUCUCCACACGGGUCUCCAACGCUAACGCCCGCUGCUGGCCCGAGCAGGAGAGCCGCCUCUGCGCCCUGCGGCCCUGCGACGUGGACAUCCGUCCGCUCAUCAAGGAAGGGAAGAAGUGUCUGGCUGUGUACCAGCCGGAGGCGCCCGUGAACCUCACCCUCGCCGGCUGCGUCAGCACACGCGCCUACAGGCCCAAGUACUGCGGGGUCUGCACGGACAGCAGGUGCUGCAUCCCCUACAAGUCCAAGACCAUCAACGUCUCCUUCCAGUGCCCCGACGGGCCCGGCUUCUCCCGCCGGGUCCUGUGGAUCAACGCCUGCUUCUGCAACCUCAGCUGCAGAAACCCCAACGACAUCUUUGCUGACCUGGACCUCUACCCCGACUUCUCAGAAAUCGCCAAUUAGGCGGGCACCACACGCAGGGCUCGGGCCUGGCCCAACGCGUGCCAAGCAGCCAGCCCUCGGCGGCCCACGGCUGGGCCCUCCCUAGUCCACUUCCCGUUCAUUUCCGGUGACCCUGACCCAGACCCUUGGCCCCUUCCCUGUCUCCGACCACCCCGUGGCCCACUAGGCUGCUGCUCCGGCCCCGGCUGUGGGUCCCGUCCUUGGCAGGGUCCUGCGUGCCCUCCACAGAAAGUGCCUUCUCCAUCUGGUCUGGGCCACCCCGGCCUGUGUGAGUCACUGUGUGUCCUGAGUCCCAUGGAGCGACUCGGCUGGACCUCUGAUCUCGCUAGUCCCCCCUUGAGAUGCCAAACGUGAGACUCCUUGGGUCCACGCAACAGGAGCGAUGGGAUUGAGGACAACGGAUCAGUCUACUGCUCGGGCCCUGCCGAGGGGCCCUGUAAUAAUAGUUCUGACCACAGCACCCCAAAGUAGCUCUGAUCCCAAAGAUUUACGUACC
Molecule: messenger RNA, 1000 nt
Organism: Myotis brandtii (Brandt's bat)
Lineage: Eukaryota; Metazoa; Chordata; Mammalia; Chiroptera; Vespertilionidae
Gene: CCN4
Product: WNT1 inducible signaling pathway protein 1
Exons: 2
Coding region: 16-504 (162 amino acids)
Biological process (GO): cell adhesion; signal transduction
Cellular component (GO): extracellular matrix
Molecular function (GO): integrin binding; heparin binding
Source: RefSeq, a predicted model, not a curated record